Fusarium sp. VM40 is the source of this 2106-nucleotide messenger RNA. The record is from the annotation of a GenBank genome assembly. Lineage: Eukaryota; Fungi; Ascomycota; Sordariomycetes; Hypocreales; Nectriaceae.
AUGAUUGAAGAUACACAGACCGUCGCCGGUUACACCAUCCUUCGGGACGAGCCACAUGACGCUGCUCCCGAUCUGUCAAAUUCUCAGCAUUUGCAUCCUCUCGAUCCCCUAUCAAUUGAUGAGAUUCGCGCUGCUGUCAGCAUCAUCCGCGGACAUGCAAAGCCCAAGACUCUGAAAUUUAACUGUCUCACCCUCCGUGAGCCUCUCAAGGCCGAAUACGCCGCCUUCCGCGCCCGCACCGGCCCCCGUCCUGCGCGUCGCGCUUUUGCCAUCGUCAUUGAGAAGGGCACCGGCGAGGUCUCUGAGGCCGUCGCCAACAUCUCAGAGGGCAAGGUUGAGCUGUGGAAGCCCGUCGCUGAGGUCGGUCCCACACUUACCCUUGAGGACCUCGACGUUUGCGAGCGUGUUGCGCUUGCGGAUCCCCGUGUCAUUCAGGCCUGUAAGGAUCUUGGCCUCGAUGACAUGUCCAAGAUCUACAUCGAUGCUUGGGCCAUUGGUGUUGAUGAGCGCUGGGGCUACGAGCGACGUCUUCAGCAGGGUCUGGUGUAUUACCGCGCCUCGCCUAACGACAACCAGUAUGCGCACCCACUGGACUUUUCCGUUGUCGUGGACACAGAGAAGGAGGAGGUUCUCACCGUCGAUAUCCGCUAUGUCAAUGGCGAGCGAACAAAGGUUCCUCUCACCUCGCAUAACUACAUGCCUGAGUUUAUCGGCGAGAACUACAUCGACGGCACGCUCAAGCCCAUCAACAUCACCCAGCCCCAGGGCGUUUCUUUCCGCAUGAACGGCAACGAGAUCUCGUGGGCGGGCUACAAGAUGCACAUUGGCUUCAACUACCGCGAGGGUAUUGUCCUCUCCGAUGUCCGCAUGGAGGACCACCACGAGCACCGUGAGCGCACACUCUUCAACCGUAUCAGCGUUGUCGAGAUGGUUGUUCCUUACGGCAACCCUGAUCCUCCUCACCACAGGAAGCACGCAUUUGACGUUGGUGAGUAUGGAACUGGUCUGAUGACCAACUCGCUCAAGCUGGGAUGUGACUGCAAGGGUGCCAUUCACUACAUGGACGCCGUCAUGGCUACCGGCGAGGGUCUCCCUGCUAUCAUCAAGAACGCCAUCUGUAUCCACGAGGAGGACAACGGUCUUCUGUACAAGCACACCGACUACCGCGACGGCAGCGUCAUCUCCGCCCGUGAUCGCAAGCUGAUCAUCUCGCAAAUCAUCACCGCUGCCAACUACGAGUACGGCUUCUACCACACCUUCACCCUCGACGGAACCUACAAGCUGGAGAUCAAGCUGACCGGCAUGCUCAACACCUACUGCAUGCACCCCUCCGAGACAGCCGCUCCCUACGGCACGGAAGUCGCGCCCACGAUCAACGCGCACAACCACCAGCACAUCUUCUCCCUUCGCGUGGACCCCGAGGUCGACGGCCCCAACAACUCCAUCGUCCAGAGCGACGCUCUCCCCUCAGAAGCAGAGGUCGGAUCCGCCGAGAACCCCUACGGUAACGGCUUCUACUCCAAGAACACCCCGCUGCGCACAUCAAAGGAGGCCGCGACGAAUUACUGCCACGAGACAAGCCGCUCAUGGGCCAUCACCAACCCCAACAGCAUCAACCCGUCUGCCAAGAAGCCCGUCGCCUACAAGAUCCUCAACAACAACUGCCCGCUGCUCAUGGCCAAGCCUGGCAGCGUCGUCUACAACCGCGCCGCCUUCGCCCGCAAGAGUCUCUGGGUCACGCCCUACAAGGACUACGAGAUCUUCCCCGCUGGCGACUACGUGUGCCAGUCCACAGGCGCCGAGAACCACCCGCACAACAGCACCAUCCUCGACUGGGUCGCACGCGACGAGUCCAUCGAGAACACCGACAUCGUGUGCUACAUCCAAUUCGGCCUGACACAUUUCCCCCGCACAGAGGAUUUCCCUGUGAUGCCUGCCGAGCCCGUGAGCGUGAUGCUCCGCGCGUCAAAUUUCUACCAAAAGAACCCUGGUCUGUGGGUUCCCCCGUCAGCUCUGUGUGUUGAUGCUGCUUCCAAGGAUGCCUUUGGGGCCAAGAAGGAGGAGCCUGCUUCUUGCUGUGCGAAGAAGACGAUACCCCGAUUGUAG